GCGACACUGACUCGAGAUGACUCGUUAAGUCUGAAACUCUGAACAGUGAAAAGGUUAAAUUCCGUUUGUCACAUAAAAAUCAGGAUCAUCGGAUUGUACGAAAUAUCGAGAAAUGGGUCAAAACCAGUCAGGGGGUGGAAGCUCCGGAGGCGAUAAAAAGGACGACAAAGACAAGAAAAAGAAGUACGAGCCCCCGAUCCCGACGAGGGUAGGCAAGAAGAAAAAAAGGACGAAAGGGCCCGACGCUGCGACCAAAUUGCCACAAGUCACUCCGCACACAAAAUGCAGGUUGAAACUGCUUAAGCUUGAGAGGAUUAAGGAUUACCUGCUCAUGGAGGAGGAAUUCAUCAGGAACCAGGAAAGGCUCAAGCCCCAGGAAGAGAAAAACGAAGAAGAGAGGUCCAAGGUAGACGACCUGCGAGGGACCCCCAUGUCUGUCGGCAACCUUGAAGAAAUCAUAGACGACAACCAUGCAAUAGUUUCUACUUCUGUAGGUAGUGAACAUUACGUAAGUAUCUUGUCAUUUGUCGACAAGGAUCAGCUCGAGCCGGGCUGCUCUGUUCUUCUGAACCACAAGGUGCACGCAGUUGUCGGUGUGCUGUCCGAUGACACCGACCCAAUGGUAACAGUCAUGAAGCUUGAAAAAGCUCCACAGGAGACUUACGCAGACAUAGGUGGUCUUGAUACGCAGAUACAGGAGAUAAAGGAGUCCGUCGAGCUGCCGUUGACCCACCCCGAGUACUAUGAAGAGAUGGGCAUCAAGCCGCCUAAAGGAGUCAUACUCUAUGGACCACCUGGCACAGGUAAAACAUUACUCGCUAAAGCUGUAGCCAAUCAGACUUCAGCGACCUUCCUAAGAGUAGUCGGUUCAGAACUGAUACAGAAAUAUUUAGGUGAUGGUCCUAAAUUAGUAAGAGAGCUUUUCAGAGUCGCAGAAGAACACGCCCCGUCGAUAGUAUUUAUAGAUGAAAUCGACGCAGUAGGCACUAAAAGGUAUGAUUCGAAUUCAGGCGGUGAGAGGGAGAUACAGAGGACGAUGUUAGAACUGUUGAAUCAGCUCGAUGGCUUUGACUCGAGGGGCGAUGUCAAAGUUGUCAUGGCGACGAACCGUAUUGAGACCCUUGACCCAGCACUCAUCCGUCCAGGCAGGAUUGACAGGAAAAUCGAGUUCCCACUUCCGGAUGAGAAGACAAAGAGGAGGAUUUUCAAUAUUCACACUUCAAGGAUGACUCUCGCCGAAGAUGUCAAUCUUUCAGAGCUCAUCAUGGCCAAGGAUGAUCUAUCAGGAGCAGACAUUAAGGCUAUUUGUACCGAAGCUGGACUUAUGGCGCUUAGGGAACGCAGAAUGAAAGUUAAUAAUGAUGACUUCAAAAAGUCUAAAGAGUCGGUGCUUUAUCGCAAAAAAGAGGGAACACCCGAAGGAUUAUACUUAUAGAUUAUUUUUUGUCAUUUUGAUAUUUUUUCUCGUAUUCUAAUAAAUUAAUCUUGUUUUCUCUACA
This is a messenger RNA of Cimex lectularius (bed bug), 1499 nucleotides long. It is a transcript of the gene Rpt2, whose product is annotated as 26S proteasome regulatory subunit 4. Gene Ontology annotation, molecular function: ATP hydrolysis activity; ATP binding; proteasome-activating activity. The coding region runs from base 113 to 1435 and encodes 440 amino acids. The transcript has a single exon. Gene Ontology annotation, cellular component: proteasome regulatory particle, base subcomplex. The record is from RefSeq and is a predicted model, not a curated record. NCBI's taxonomy places the organism in Eukaryota, Metazoa, Arthropoda, Insecta, Hemiptera, Cimicidae. Gene Ontology annotation, biological process: proteasome-mediated ubiquitin-dependent protein catabolic process.